AUGGCGGACCACCCGGACGCCAUUGAACGACCUGAUGACCCCGGCGAUGAACCCGCUCGUCGUUCGCCAAUUGAUCUGUCCGCGGCCGUUACCGGGCUGGAUCUGCUAUUCUCCAACUUAGCGGCAGUAGAUAACCAUGGAAAGGCGCCUGCAGUCGCGCCGACCGUCGAUGUUCCAUUUGAACCCAUCGACGAGCAUCUGUGUCCCUCCCCUACUGUGCCCGUGUUGGAGCAAGACAGCUCCAACCCUUCAGGUGAAGAAAUCGCGGCGGUGCCAGUGGCUAAGAAGUCCGCCAGGUACACGCAGUCAACGCUGCCGUGGCCCAAGAAGGGAGGUCCCGCUGGUGCAACACCGGCUUCGCCAGCCGACCAACUGUCGACGCCCGCGACCGCAGGCACGCAGGCGUCGCCCUCAACACCUGGGCCUUCUAAACCGGCAGGGCCAGACGCAACCUACGCGGAGGCUCUGUAUAAGUACAAAAGCGAGUGGCUCGAGCGGUUUUCUUGGCUUAUUCUGCUAAAAAAAACUGACGGUUUCCCCGCUUUCAAGUGCAGCAUCUGUACGGAGCACGCAGGCUACGCUGGACCGUGUGGGAGAGGCGGAAAGGGCGCCACAGACGUUCAGACGCAGGCGUUCAAACGGCAUGCGGCAACUACCAAGCACAAGGAGGCGUUGAAACACCAGCAGAAGCUUCUCGACGACGGCGCUACGCAGCCACGGAUCAACGGCGACAAUCUCGCUCGCGACACGGAGAAGGAGCGGGUCGUCAAGCUCCUCGACUCCCUGCUCUUCGUGACCAAGCAAGAUGCACCCAUAGAGUUAUGGGUGAAUCUUGUGCGCUACCUCGCGCGACUCAAGGUGCCCGGGUUCCCAGCAAAAGGCUACGGAACCUAUUAUACUACGGAGGCCCUCGCAGCAAAGGACGCCGCUGAACAACUCCCCGAGUUCGGCAUGGUGGACUCCCUGCUCCGCCAAGUGGCAGAGCAUUUGGGGCGUUCUGGCCCGUGGCAUCAACGCUUCAUUGGCCUGCAGGAGGUGUUCACGAAAACAAACCUGGAGCUACAAGGGAUCCACGACGUCCCCUGGCUCUCCCACGGUGACGCCAUUCUGCGCGCGGUAGAGGUCUUCCCCGCGCUGAUCGUGAUGCUGUAUGAGUGGGACAUCACCCUCUACGAGCUCGCCACGAGCUACAGGUUUCACUUUCUGCUAUACUUCCUUGCAGACGUCCUCGAGCAGCUCAAUGUGCUGAACAGGGCAUUCCAGCAGCGUGAGCUGGACAUUGCAAGUGUCCACGGGCAGAUCCGCCGGUCGAUUUCAUUCCUAGAGUCCCGCUACGUCGACUGUGGUGACGACUUUGGAGGCGGGGUGAGCGCGCGCCUCUCCCCGUUCAUCAAGAAGCACGGGCCUGAGGGGGGCAAUCCCGAGGUGAAGGUGCAGGGAGUCGACUCGGACGGGCGGCCCACGACACACACCUUCGAGCUGCACGAGAAGCCGAGCGAAGACUACCCGACCCUCGGCUCCCACGACGCCUGCGUCGAUCUCUGCACCACCUUCGCCGAGACGCUCGUGCAAAACCUCAGCACACGGUUCCAGGACCUGGACUCCCUGGUGGGAGUGCGGCUGUUCAUGCCUGACGAGUGGGAGCUGGGGAGAGCAGAGCGCCACAGGCAGUGUCUCGAGUGGCUCGAGUCUCUCGUGAGGCUGUUCAGGGCACAGGACACGGACUACAUCAUUCCAGGGGUCGACAAGCGGCGUGCGAUCAAGGAGCUGCGGGCCUUCUGCCCCAUCCUCGCAGCACAGCACGUGCCCGCACGGCACAGCAUGUGCCCGCACGGCACAGCAUGUGCCACAGCAUGUGCCCGCACGGCACAGCAUGUGCCACAGCAUGUGCCCGCACGGCACAGCAUGUGCCCGCACAGCACAGCAUGUGCUGUGCCCGCACGGCACAGCAUGUGCCCGCACGGCACAGCAUGUGCCCACACGGCACAAACGCUGCCUUCCUCGGCCUCUCCAAGCACACACGGCACACCCACCCUUCCCCCCCUCUGCUCCACUCCCCUCAACAUCCUUCCCAGCUACUAUUCCUCCUUCCACUCCCUCUCCUCUUCCCCUCUUACCGCUCCUCCCCCGUGCCUACCCCUGCGCCCCUCCUCUUUCUUCCACUGCUCCUCCCCUCAGUCUCUCCAACCCCAUGUACCUUCUGCUGUCGGUUAA
Messenger RNA from Closterium sp. Naga37s-1, 2214 nucleotides. Lineage: Eukaryota; Viridiplantae; Streptophyta; Zygnematophyceae; Desmidiales; Closteriaceae. The record is from the annotation of a GenBank genome assembly.